AUGUCCAGCCUGAACUUACACACCAUGUACGAAGAGAUAAACGCAACAAGUCUUGAGACGUCGACCACGUCUGAAAUCAUCUACCCAGUCGCUGUCCAACGAAACAGCGCCGCAAUGGCGCUGGGGCCCAAGACCGCACUGCCAGUGGGCAGCACAGACCAUUUACUCUUCAGAUUGGAGAAACUCUUCAGACCCACCAAGGAUCUCGGUUCCGUCCUCACCACUUUCAACUACUUCCUCUAUCUCUUGGCUUACUUCGACGCCAAAGCCCACAAUUUCAAGUCGCAAGCCCUUUCCCUCGUCACCAAAAAUGCCUCUAUCGACGGUGCCCUCGCGGGGGCGACCGCCCACCCCGAGGGCUCAGCCUUUGCCAAACUGGGCGCGGUCGUCUACAACGCGCGCACGACCCUGCGCCUGUUCGGCCUGCUCCCCCUCUACGUGCGGGCGAGGAAGCUGAUGAACGACUCGAAGGACAUGGACAAGGUGCUCUGGGCCGUUUCUGCAGUCCAGUGCUCCCUGUUCACCAUCUUCCAGUUCCUCGAGAACGUGGCGUUUCUCACCGAGAACGGUGUGCUGUCGUCCCGUGGCAGGGUGGGUCAGGCGGGCGGGCGUGUGGCGGCCACGUACAAGCUGGCGCAUCGUGCCUGGUUCCUGGGCCAUGUGUGA
Messenger RNA from Podospora anserina S mat+, 666 nucleotides. RefSeq lists its product as uncharacterized. The transcript has 2 exons. The coding region runs from base 1 to 666 and encodes 221 amino acids. NCBI's taxonomy places the organism in Eukaryota, Fungi, Ascomycota, Sordariomycetes, Sordariales, Podosporaceae. The record is from RefSeq and is a predicted model, not a curated record.